Messenger RNA from Cyprinodon tularosa, 3832 nucleotides. It is a transcript of the gene fam149b1, whose product is annotated as family with sequence similarity 149 member B1. Lineage: Eukaryota; Metazoa; Chordata; Actinopteri; Cyprinodontiformes; Cyprinodontidae. The record is from RefSeq and is a predicted model, not a curated record. Bases 409 to 2442 code for a protein of 677 amino acids. The transcript has 16 exons. Gene Ontology annotation, biological process: protein localization to cilium; cilium assembly.
ACGUCGUGUCUCCAUGACAGCCAUGCUAUUGUUGUCGUCGGUUAUGCUAACAUUAGCAUCGCAUAUGUCCGAGGAGUUUGAGCAUUUAGAAAGGCUGAAUGGAUAGUACUUGAUUGUAUGCGAUCAAUGUUUGAUGCGACGAUAUGCACCAUGAUUUAGAAGCGAUGCGGAGCCACCUUCACCUUUUUUAUAUAACCGUUUAUCCAGCGCUAGUUAGCUAAUUUACAAGCAUAGCCUCCCCCUUUACAGUGAUCCGCAGUCCUCCAGAUUCAGGUUUUUCUUGGUGGGGACCGAGAGAGGGGCACUGGAGGAGAUGUUGGCGCUCCCUCCCUGUUCGCAGAGAAUCCAGGGAGAGGAGGCAGGGAUGAGAGACGUGGGCUUGAGCCUUUGAAACGGAGAUAAAAGAGGAUGAUUUCACGCUACAACAGGAAACAAGUAUCGCACAAACUUGAGAUUCGUGGUUUGUCUCGAAGCAGCCUCGAUCACCACCCUCUCCCAGAGGAAGUAGACGAUACCCAAACCCCUCCGCGUUACCUCCAUGACCUACAGGAGGCUGUCUCUACACACAACAGUUCUCAGACAUCUGUCGCUUCAGACCAAUCGGACUGUGAGACGGUUAUCUCAGUAUCAUCCAGCCAGCCCUGGUCUGCUAUUCCCAGCUCCACAGGAACCGGUAUCUCCACAGAGAGGAGCUCUGUUUUCUCCUGGGGAUACGAUGAAUUCGAUAAGGCGGCAUCGCGGCAAGUGCAGCAAAUGUUUGAUGAGAUCGACACAGAGCUGUACGAAGGGAGAGGCAGCGGGGAGGGAAUACUCCAGGGGCUACAGGACGAAUGUCAGCAGUGGACCUCGCGGUUUCCACAUCUUCGGAUUGUGGGGACUCAGCUUAUGUGUCCCACAGAUGAGGGCUUCCAGUGGUACGCGACUCCAGGGAGUGCCAGCCCUGCCAGCAGUCCAUCAACAGGCAGAAAAACGGCUGUGAAGUGCCAAGGCAAAGAGAAGGGGGGUGCAGAGUUGAAUGUUCAAGGAAAGAAAGCUGCCCUGAUAAAAUCCUCAAUUUCGGAGUUUGAUGGCCCUCUUACCAACAGCUCCAGCAGCCAUGACCAGACGAGAGAGAUUGAAGUAGAUGGUGAGAUGGAGGAGUACCUGGCUUAUGAUAGCAGAGACCUGAAUGAGGAGAGCUAUGAGGAAAGUCUGGAGUCGGUGCAGAGGCAUCACCGUCUGCCCCCCGUCUCACCGUACCGCUGUCGGCGUCAGGCUGUUCUUGACUUGCUUUUCGAUGAUGUCUGGCAGGAGCUGGUCGGUUGGAUGAAAGAGUUGGUUCAACGUCACUGGGAGUGCUGCACCUCCAGUGAAGAGACGAUUUCUGGGAAACUGAGCCCUUUCCACCCAGAGAUUGAGAAUCCUUUUAUGCUGCCUCCCAUGCUUCCAAAACUCGGUCAAAGUCGGGUGCCGCCGCUCGCAGCUGGACCACAGCUCCAGAACACAAAGUCAAGCGGCUCAAAGAACAAUUCCAGGUGGAAAUCCAAAAAGCAGAAAAGGCCUUCCGCUGCUGGUAGAGCGCCUGUAGGGGUGGCAUCAGCGCAGCACAACCUGAACGACCUCAUCGUGAUUCACAGCAUUCCCCUGCAGCAGAGAAACUUGGCUGUGCUGGAGAGAAGCCAGGAGCCGAACGAGCGUGCAUCUCACAGGCCCGUCUCUAGCGCUGUCCCUUCCAGUAAACCUCGUCCUCGUAGGGCCCUGGUGCAGAGCUCCUCCUCGCUGUCUCGUCCACUGCAAUCAGCUCACUGCCGAAACCCUCCUCCCCGAAACCUACUGCCCCUUGUUCCUAACUCAAGUCACUCUGGCACAGGGGGACACCUGGAUGAGGUUAUCCGCGGGACACGUCUAACCACAGUCAGUGACCGACUGACAUCUCCACUGCUGCCCUUGAGCCGCAACACCCCCCUUCCCCCCAUUGGAACCGGAGAUUCUGAGUCGUCUCAUGGAGGAGUGCAGUCAAAGCUCACACAGCGUCAUAAAGGCCCUCCUAGUCGUGCCAACAGUGCUUUUCACGAUGAAGCUCGCAGCUCCAUACCGAGAGAUCGUCACCACAUACAGGACGUCCUCUCUCGACCCAGCACAACUCGCACAUACAGGUCCGACACUCCUUACCGUAGUUCCUUCACUGUGCUGGACAACAUCGGGCAGGGCCGGCCGGGCAGAGCCUCUGUAGCCACAGACUCUCUGGGAAUUGGUGUGACUGGUAUCAGUCUUGGAAUCAGCAGCUCAUCUUUUUUGGAUUCCUUUCCUCACCACCCGCUGGGGCAGUCGCCCAUAAAAGACGAAGAAGAGCCCGAGUCUCAGGCCCCUGUCACAUCAGCUGCUUCUGUUCCUUUGUCUAUUCCACCCCGCUCCUAUACCAGAGGCGGCCUCUCAUCCAGAUCCAGCAGGCCUGGCUUAUAGUUUGCCACUGAUCUCCACAACCUACCCGUUAUCAAUCUUUGCCUGCAUUGUUUUGAAGUUUUUUUUUAUUAAUAUAUAUAUAUGACUGAAUUAUAUUUGAAGGCCUAUUUUUGUACUUCAGAAAUCACCUUAUGGGCCUGCCAAACAGAAAAACUAUCACUUUUUGUUUAGUAUGGGUUGUAUAUGUGGCUAUGCAUGAGAAAAAUGAGUAUUUCUUUAUGUGAAAAUGCGGUAUAACAUGCCCAACUGUGUUGCUGUUAAGGGUGAAUGACUAUGCAGAAUAAAAAGUUAUAGGAUGAAAAAAAAAAAGCACCUUUUCCGCCCUCUCUGAUGUCAGGGAGCUUUGUACUGUAUUACCUUCGAAACAAAAACAGAAAACCUGUUGGGUGCAAAAUCCAUAACCUGACAACAGCCAGAUGCAUGUCUAGCGCUAGACAUGCAUCUGGCUGUUGUCAGGUUACAAAAUCCAACCAUCUGUUGUAAAAACAGGGAGGAUCUUUACCAACUAGGUGCUUCUGCUGAAAUCAUCCUACAAUGUAGGAAUCAUACAGAAUAUGUGUAAAUAAGAAAUUAUUCAUGUCUGUACAAAAUGGUGUAUUUAAUGUCAUCUUUUGCUCUUUAUUUGAGCAAAGCCAACUGGUCGUACUCUGACAAGUCACAUCAGGGUUAGUGCAUAAAUAGUAGUUUCUUUACUUAUUUCUUACAAGGGAUAAUAAGAAAUAACAUACAAUUGCCUGUGUUUUACAAACUUAAAUACAAAUGAUUUAAACAAUUGCAUUUAUUUAUAGAAACUUUACAGCACGUUACAAGAAUUAACAACACUUACAUAUUUGUGUUACAUUGGGAACUAGGAGGCAGAAACAGUUUUAGUUAUCCUGAAUACAUUUAUGAUUUUAUAUGAACUACAAAAAAAAAAAAAAAUACUUAAUUUAUUUAGCUUUUUCUAACAUUUACUUUUUGGCUUUUUUUCCUUUUUGUGGUUUGGUGCUUUGUUUGGAGUACUUUGCUUCCAGAUCUGAGAGGAAACUGUUAAAAUUCUUCUCUCUGGACUGCUGCUUUUGCUGCAAAAGAAGGAAGAGAUAAAAGUAAGACGUAAUUAGGAGAAAGCGUUGCGUUAGUCCCUAUGUGUAAGGAGGUAAUACCUUUAGCAUCAUGACAAGACUCUCAUCCUCAUCAUUAAGGCCCAUCUCUUUCUUCAUUUCCUCUGCUUCUUGUUGCUCCUGGUCAGCCUGAAAGAUCAGUUCCAAGCACACUGUUAGUAAAGAUACACAGGUUUACCUGUUUAUGUGCAGUCGUUGCAUGAUACCAGAAAGAGGUAUGUAUUAGAACUUUUUUUUCUAUUGUUUACCAGAAAACUUUGGCCAUAAAAAAAAAAAUCACAAUGGAAAAA